UACACCAAAAAUCUCAGGAUUUAAAUGCUCUUCAACAUUUUUGCCCGAUAGUUGUUUUGUACACAGAAUUUGCCAUCACACAGGUUGAAGGUAAUUUUACACACAGACAGAAACAUUGCUAUGGACUUCAAUAUUGUAUUUAUUAUGCGAAUAAUGCCACAAUGUAGUCUCUAUGGAGGAAAAUUAUACAUCUGUGCAAAAGGUGAAACUGAAGGUAACACAAAAAACCUCUAACUGUAAGGUGUGAAGAAUGGCUCCUACUUAUUUUUAUGUUCUAAUCUCUUAACAGAAAUCAGGUCUUUUUUUAUUUUUAUUUUUUGUGUGUGUUUUUUUAAGUGUUAGUUGCCCAUCUGUGGUCACUAAUCAAAACCUUUGAAAUUUCACAGUGAUAAUAAAAGUGUUGAUACUAGUGUCACAUUGAAAAGUGUAUUUUAAAUGUGCUUGUGCAUUUUAAUAUGAGCACUUAUCAUUAAUAUUGUGUGAACUUUCUGGAGUCUAUUAGGUGGGGUACACCCUCAACAGGUUGCCAGUCUGUCGCAGGGCUAACACAGACAAACAGACACACGCUUUAUAUGUCAUAAGUCUUCAGUCAACUUUUCUUAAAAUAUGCUAAAAGGUUUCCACAGAAAUCAGUCUAAGAGAUGGUAAAGAUAAAAGAUUUUGUGACACACAUUCAACCUAAUGCUACCUGUUCAAGUGUGAAAGAAGGAGUUAGAGUUACUGUGACAUUUUAAGCUAUUAGAAGUUUAUUGUGGGUAAAUACAGGUAAACAAAAAAGUUUAAAUUAGAGUGGAGUCAGGUAGUGAGGUGAUGAGCUGUGAUGCUGUAUGUUUCCACACCAGCAGGAAGCAGUGCCCUCUGUGACAGAGGCGUGACUUAACACUGUUCAGCUGCCGUCGAGCCAGUCAGUAUAUCAGCAGCCGCAUCAUGGAAGUCGCUGCACUUUGUGCUGUUGUUGCUUCUCUCAGAGUCGUUCCCAACAAAUCCCAGUUCUUCCAGUAUGAAUUCAUCUCCAUGAGCUGUGGGGGGCAGAAAAACUCUUCAGAGUGGAGAGUUAAGAGGAACACAUCCUUAUACAUAAACACAACAUGUUCCUCAUCCUCAAAUGGGAUAGAUGAGUCUCACUGCUUCAUCAGUGACCUUUAUCCAGGAGACAGUGGAGUUUACUGGUGUGAGUCUGCAGCAGGAGAGUGUUUUGAUGCUGUCACCAUCACUGUGACAGCUGGUUCUGUGAUCCUGGAAGGUCCUGCCCAUCCUGUGAUGGAGGGGGACACUGUAACUCUGCACUGUAGACACAAUGCAGGCUCAUCCUCCAGUUUCACUACUACAUUCUAUAAAAAUGAUGAUCUCAUUGGGAGCAGCUCUACAGGAAACCUGACCAUCCACAGGGUUUCCAAAUCAGAUGAAGGACUCUACAAGUGUAACAUCUCUGGAGUUGGACAAUCACCAGACAGCCUGCUGACUGUCACUAUCAGGGCAGUGUCCCGUGAGCUGGCUCCCUCUGGCCUGAUGCACAUUGUCCUUCCUGUGGUAUGCAUCUACCUCUCAGUGGUUUCAGUAAUGCUGCUCAUUCUCUGGAAAACCCAUGAAGGUAAAAUCGACCCUUCAGUUGUGCUCUACACUGAAGUCACCACCAAACUAAACUACAACAGAAGAGGUGAACCCCUGAGGAAGAGAUCCUCUUUAUUCUCUUCUGAGGCUCCAAAGACUUGUCUAUAAAUAAAUGCCUCACCAUGAGCUGACUCACAAAGCCUGCAAAGCCUUUUUAAAAUUAGUUUUUACGAAAAAAAAAACAUCACUGAAAAAUAAAUGACAGUUAAUAAUAUCGUAGAGUAUGAAUCAUAAAUAAAUUUUUAUUGUGAUAUUUACUCUUUGUACAACUGAAAAAAUGGGAAAUGAACUUUUCUGGGUCAAUUAACUCUAAAAAUUAAACACACACACUGCCCUGGCAGUUCAAUACUUUUACUCAUUAGCUCUCAUAUCAAACCCACAUAGCAGACAGAUCUGGACCGGAUCUGGUGUCAAGCCGGUACUGCUGGCUGACUUCUGGCAGGGUAAGUGGGAUGUCAUCCAGAUAUGGGUCAGGCCUGGCAUAGAUGGCACUGUUUAUGUGAUGGCAUGCCGCAUCUGGCCCAAUUAUGGUGUGGUUUAUGUGGCCCAGGCUCAUAGAAAACAGGUCUUCCCCGGAUCCAGCAUCAAGCUGGCACUUCUGACUGACUGGUGUCAUGGCAGGGUGUAUGUCAACCAGAUGUGUGCCAGGUCUGGCAGUGAUGGCCAAUGUUCCAUCAAAAUAGGAAAAUGUUCCUAUUUUUUACUGUCUGAACAGAGAUUUGUCAUUUUACUUUUGCACUAUUAUGUUCGGGCACAUGUUGUUAUUACAUGGCUUGAUUAAGGUACACAUUAGGCUGACAUCUUGGCCAGCACAGGGCCAGCAGUGUGUCUGCAACUGGCCCAU
Messenger RNA from Oreochromis niloticus (Nile tilapia), 2455 nucleotides. RefSeq names its product high affinity immunoglobulin gamma Fc receptor I-like. Gene Ontology annotation, biological process: cell surface receptor signaling pathway; immune response. Gene Ontology annotation, molecular function: transmembrane signaling receptor activity. Lineage: Eukaryota; Metazoa; Chordata; Actinopteri; Cichliformes; Cichlidae. Gene Ontology annotation, cellular component: external side of plasma membrane. The record is from RefSeq and is a predicted model, not a curated record. The transcript is spliced from 6 exons. Bases 928 to 1719 code for a protein of 263 amino acids.